GAAUUAAUCAUGGUGAACAAACAGUCAAAGAUUCAUCCAGAAAAGAGUGUUCUUGCUAUAGACACAGUUCUUUGAGUUUGAGGCAAAUUCAACCACGUGUUUGAAUUGACUGUUAGCUACAAAACUCUCUUGAAAGAUCAUCACUGAUAUGAUUCAGAGGUGAACAAACAGUAAAAGAUUCAUCCGGAAAAAGAGUGUUCUUGCUAUACAGUUCUUUGAGUUUGAGGCAAAUUCAUGACUCAAAUCAAGGAUAUCAUGGAAGAGGAACAUCAUCACCCUCUUCUUGAAGAAGAGGCCAUUUCUUCCGAUGAUUCGCGCUUGAAACAGCUCGGUUACAAGCAAGAACUCAGCCGCAAUCUCUCGGCAAUAGCAAAUUUCUCAAUGACUUUCUCCAUCGUCUCUGUCCUCACCGGUCUGAGCACGACGUUUGGUAUUGGUCUCACAUAUGGUGGGACCAUAACGAUGGUGUACGGGUGGCCGGUGGUGGGGAUGCUGACGCUGGUGGUGGGACUAUCGAUGGCUGAGAUUUGCUCCGCGUACCCUACUUCCGGUGGACUUUACUUCUGGAGCGCCAAACUCUGUGGCAAUCGUUGGGGACCUUUGGCUUCUUGGCUCACUGGCUGGUUCAACAUAGUUGGUCAGUGGGCAGUCACAACUAGUAUAGAUUUUUCACUUGCAACGCUGAUUCAAGUGAUGAUUCUCCUUAGCACAGGUGGGAAGAAUAAUGAUGGCUAUGAGGCUUCCAAAUACGUAGUUAUUUGUUUCCAUGGAGGAAUUUUGCUUCUACAUGCUAUCAUAAACAGUCUUCCCAUCUGGUAUUUAUCUUUCUUUGGACAGCUGGCUGCUGCAUGGAAUUUUGUAGGUGUCUUUGUCCUUAUGAUCCUCAUUCCCCUCGUUGCAACGGAGAGGGCUAGUGCCAAGUUUGUAUUCACUCACUUCAACACUGAUAAUGGCGAUGGAGUCAACAACAAAUUGUACAUUUUUGUUCUGGGACUGUUAAUGAGUCAAUAUACCUUAACUGGCUAUGAUGCAUCUGCUCAUAUGACAGAGGAAACCAAGAGCGCUGAUAUCAACGGACCAAAAGGAAUAAUCAGUUCCAUCGGAAUAUCUAUUAUUGUUGGAUGGGGUUAUAUCCUUGGGAUCACCUUUGCUGUUACCAACAUCCCGUACCUUUUGGAUGAGAACAAUGAUGCCGGUGGUUAUGCCAUUGCUGAAGUAUUUUAUUUAGCAUUCAAGAGUAGGUAUGGAACUGGAGUUGGAGGAAUCAUAUGCUUGGGAGUGGUUGCUGUUGCCAUAUUUUUCUGUGGAAUGAGUUCAGUUACUAGCAACUCCAGGAUGGCUUAUGCAUUCUCUAGAGAUGGAGCCAUGCCAUUUUCACCGUUUUGGCAUAAAGUGAACAAGCAUGAAGUCCCCAUAAAUGCAGUUUGGCUUUCUGCUCUUAUAUCAUUUUGCAUGGCACUGACAUCUCUUGGGAGCCUUGUGGCGUUCAAUGCCAUGGUGUCUAUUGCAACCAUUGGACUGUACAUUGCUUAUGCCCUGCCCAUCUUCUUUAGGGUGACCUUGGCGCGCAAGUCCUUCGUCCCCGGACCUUUCAACUUGGGCCGCUAUGGGAUCCUUGUUGGCUGGAUUGCAGUGCUUUGGGUGGCAAUCAUCUCAGUCCUCUUCUCGUUGCCUGUGGCCUAUCCAAUUAGCAACGAGACACUCAACUAUACUCCUGUUGCAGUAGGCGGUUUGUUAAUUAUCACAGUAUUUGCUUGGAUAUUCAGUGCUCGACACUGGUUUAAAGGUCCUAUAUCCAACAUAGAUGCAUGAAACUGUGUAUAUUCAGUGAUUUUUAUUUGUUGGAAACUUUUAUAGAAUAGAAUUGUUGUUCAAAGCAAAGCAUCAUGGAAAUUACUUUUUUUUCUUUCUCAAAAGCAGAUGACUUAAUUUGUAUCAACUACACAAUCAUUGGUAAUAUUCCAGAUCAGAGCAAUACAGUCUUUCAAGUCA
Rosa rugosa (rugosa rose) is the source of this 1992-nucleotide messenger RNA. RefSeq names its product amino-acid permease BAT1 homolog. NCBI's taxonomy places the organism in Eukaryota, Viridiplantae, Streptophyta, Magnoliopsida, Rosales, Rosaceae. Gene Ontology annotation, cellular component: membrane. The transcript is spliced from 8 exons. Gene Ontology annotation, molecular function: L-glutamate transmembrane transporter activity; L-lysine transmembrane transporter activity; L-alanine transmembrane transporter activity. The record is from RefSeq and is a predicted model, not a curated record. The coding region runs from base 235 to 1812 and encodes 525 amino acids. Gene Ontology annotation, biological process: gamma-aminobutyric acid transport; transmembrane transport.